UUCCGCUUUGAGGCUUAACUCAGUUCCAAGAAAAAGAGAAAAAAAUAAAAAUAUAGAGAGAGAAUGUGAAGAAUGAGAUGCCAAUACGUCGGAUGACAGGGGGUAUUUAUACUUGUAGAAGGGUAUUGUCGGGUCAAGAUGACUCAAGUUUGGAAAUUAGGUCUUGUCGAGCGCUAAUGGCUGGCUGAUAUAUCAGCUUGAUCGCAUGUGUGUCAAGUGCGUUAAACUAGCAAGGCCGGGGUAAGCUUGAUAAAUCAGAAUAAUAUGCCGGGUCAACCUGGCGCAAAUGACUGAAUUACCCGAUGGUUUUGGCCUUGGGGAGCAUAAAAUGCUCUCAUCAGUUUCCAAAUGGAAUUUACACCUGAAAUUUGGAUUGGAGAGGCAGUCUUGUAACUUUGAAUUCAAUUCUUCUUUUUCCGGUUACAUUCAAACUUCUUUCUCUGAUUGACCAUUUCUCUAAUUUACUCGUCAACCAAACUGCCUAACGAGAAGCAUUUACGAAACAAAUGCCACGUGCAACAACUAACACUAUAACCGUUAAGAUUCUCUAACUUUCAGAGCUUUAAAAACCUACCAGAGGAAGCCAAAAUAAAACGCAAAGGCAAACGCCCAUUACUUCUUUCUUUCUCCAUAAUCUCUCAUUCAGAAUCUCCACCGACACAAGUUCCUUAAGGUUAACGAUGAUGCGUGUUGCUUUCUCCAAAGAAUCAAAUUUCUUCUUUCUUACACACCACCUUGCUCAAAUGGGUUGAGCUUUCGAUAUAUAGUUUUUCCAGACAUAAAAGCGGUUGUUUUGUUCUUUUUUUUUUUUUUGUGUGCGUGUCUUUUCUUUCUUCUCCUGUUUUUCUUGACAGCAUGUUGAGAAUCGAAGUGGAGGAUUUCGUUACUCCAAGGGCUUCUUUGGAGAAGCCAAGGAGGUCUAUCUCAUUGCCACUGCCAUCCCUGGUCGGUAUCAAUGGUUUCUCUCUUAAACAUUUCUCUUAUUCUAAGCUUCCCGAAGAGCCCAUCAAGCUCUCCGUUCAGAAAUUGGAUGGCUCUUCCUUUGAUGUUGAAGUUACAAAGUCGGCUAACAUUGCCGAGCUCAAGCUGGCAGUGCAAGAUGUCUUUAGUCAUAUGCCAAAGAAAGGUCCUGGCAAGAUUUCAUGGCCGCAUGUUUGGGGACAUUUUUGCUUGUACUAUGAUGGUCAGAAGUUGGUCGUAGACACUGACCAUAUCAUAAACUAUGGCAUCAAGGAUGGUGAUCAGCUUCAUUUUAUUAGGCAUGUCACCUCCAGCUAUAACCUGACAAAGAUUCGAUCAAAGAGAAGGAUUGUUGCUCGAAAGCAAUCAUAUCGGUCAAUAUCAAGCUCAACUAGUUCUUUAGAGAGUGAACAGAACGAUGAAGAAGAUGAUGAUUAUGAUGAUAUGGAGAAUGGAAGAUAUCAGAGUCUCAAAGAUAAGAAACAAACUAUGAUUGUACAACAAGAAUGCCAGUUUGGCCACUUAUGGAGAGGUCGGUCGUCAUAUUCAAGGAUGCCAACUAUUAGAAGAACAGGAUCUAGUAAUGGCAAGGUUUGCCACCCUGGAUAUGGUUGUAGUUUCUCAGGGAAUUUUAGGAAAAUCUUACAGCUUUGGGGUAGUGCAAACUAUCCUCUAAAGCGUGCAUGA
Durio zibethinus is the source of this 1647-nucleotide messenger RNA. RefSeq lists its product as uncharacterized. Lineage: Eukaryota; Viridiplantae; Streptophyta; Magnoliopsida; Malvales; Malvaceae. Gene Ontology annotation, biological process: mRNA splicing, via spliceosome. The record is from RefSeq and is a predicted model, not a curated record.